CGCAUUUGACACACUCGCCUUUUGCAGCUCGCGUUACGACGGCAGCGUCCAUCCAUACCUCGACACCCUUCAAGGUGUAGGGAGCGAUAAGCCGUUUAUUACCUUGCGAAUCUUAGGACGCGUCAUUCAUUUAUUUUCUCCUUUUUCCUCUUCACUGUCAUCGUACAGCCCGACCAACUCGACCAUCUCUUCGCUGUUAUAUCCUCAGUCUCGGCGUUGGUUAUCCUGGAUAUACCCCCAUCGUACCUGUCUGUUAUUGAUUAUCGAGGAUCAUGUCACACUCAGCUUCAUCGUCUAUUUCGACGCCCGCAGCUUCAGGAAGUGGGAGCAGCCAGAACUUGCAUCCGCACCUGGAAAACAACGACGAGAAGAACAGCGUCGUUAUCAAAGUCGGCAUGGUUGGUGACUCCCAGAUUGGGAAAACGAGUCUUAUGGUCAAAUAUGUGGAAGGCAGCUUCGAUGAGGAUUAUAUUCAGACGCUGGGCGUCAACUUUAUGGAAAAGACCAUCUCAGUGCGGCGGACGACGAUUACAUUUUCGAUAUGGGAUCUUGGAGGACAGAGAGAGUUCGUCAAUAUGCUUCCAUUGGUCUGCAAUGACGCGGUGGCCAUCCUAUUCAUGUUUGACCUUUCGCGGAAAUCGACGCUCAAUUCCGUCAAGGAAUGGUAUCGACAAGCUCGGGGGUUCAACAAGACCGCCAUACCGUUUCUCAUAGGCACAAAAUUUGACCAAUUCGCCACCUUCCCUGGAGAUGAACAGGAGGAAAUCACCAAACAGGCCAAACGAUUUGCACGAGCCAUGCACGCAUCAUUAAUAUUCUGUUCGACAUCAGCAUCGAUAAACGUACAGAAGAUAUUCAAGAUUGUGCUUGCCAAAGCCUUUGAUCUGAAAUGUGUCAUUCCCGAGAUCGAAGGCGUCGGAGAACCGGUGCUGAUCUAUGUAGAUGUUUAAGUAGUAGCGUGCUGGGAUGGAAUGACUACUCUUUCUUGGUGGGGGGGUUGUAGAUCCGUUGUAGGGGCGGGGUGGGAGGUGUAUUGGAUUUUUUAUUUUCGGA
Messenger RNA from Lentinula edodes (shiitake mushroom), 1053 nucleotides. Its product is annotated as small GTPase. The record is from RefSeq and is a predicted model, not a curated record. The transcript has 5 exons. Bases 273 to 950 code for a protein of 225 amino acids. Gene Ontology annotation, molecular function: GTPase activity; GTP binding. Lineage: Eukaryota; Fungi; Basidiomycota; Agaricomycetes; Agaricales; Omphalotaceae.